Molecule: messenger RNA, 2573 nt
Organism: Mirounga angustirostris (Northern elephant seal)
Lineage: Eukaryota; Metazoa; Chordata; Mammalia; Carnivora; Phocidae
Gene: B3GALNT1
Product: beta-1,3-N-acetylgalactosaminyltransferase 1 (Globoside blood group)
Exons: 6
Coding region: 570-1565 (331 amino acids)
Cellular component (GO): Golgi membrane
Molecular function (GO): N-acetyl-beta-D-glucosaminide beta-(1,3)-galactosyltransferase activity
Source: RefSeq, a predicted model, not a curated record
GGCACUGCCGGCGCGGCGAGGCCGGGAGGCGCGCAGGGCGGUGCCGCCCACUCCGGCCCUUCCCAGAGCGCGGCCGGGGUGGCGCCGGAGCAGCCGCGCCCAGGGGCUCCGGCCUCGGCGACGAUUAGCCGCCGGAUCCCGUAGUUCACAGCAAAUCUUUUAAUUAAGCAUGGAAUAUGGAAAACAGCAGAAAAACUUCUGCUAGUGCUUUAGUCUCAUCUGAAAUUCUGUGGGCAUGUGUCUUAUAAGCAGUAUAAUGGCAGAAUUUUAAGCCAAUUUGAGAAUCUCUUGUCUUUUAGUAGAAAUUUCAAGCAUUAUUUUUGCUGCAUACUACUGAAUGCCCAGUUAGUGAAAUUGAAGGUCUUUCACUCAGAAGAAAUAAAUCAAGAAGCAGAUCAUGGUACCAGGAAAGCCCUGCAGGAUCCUGAAUUGUACACCAGCCUCGUCCUUGGGAUCCAGCGCAGAGCUGAGGCCGCACUGUCACUGCGGGCCGAGUGCUCUGUGUCCCCUACCUCUGUUCUCGUCUCAGCUGGGGAACCUGAGGCUCGCGUGCUUUGGAGCUGCUGUGGAUGGCCCUGGCUCUCUUGACCACCCUUCCGAGUAGGAUGUCACUGAGAUCCCUCAAAUGGAGCCUCCUGCUGCUGUCCCUCCUGAGUUUCCUUGUGAUGUGGUACCUCAGCCUGCCCCACUACAAUGUGAUAGAACGUGUAAACUGGAUGUACUUCUAUGAGUAUGAGCCAAUUUACAGACAAGACUUUCGCUUCACGCUUCGAGAGCAUUCAAACUGCUCUCAUCAAAACCCAUUUCUUGUCAUCCUGGUGACCUCACACCCUUCAGAUGUGAAAGCCAGACAGGCCAUUAGAGUUACUUGGGGUGAAAAAAAGUCUUGGUGGGGAUAUGAGGUUCUUACAUUUUUCUUAUUAGGCCAACAGGCUGAAAAGGAAGACAAAAUGUUAGCAUUGUCCUUAGAGGAUGAACACCUCCUUUACGGUGACAUAAUACGACAGGAUUUUUUAGACACGUAUAAUAAUCUGACCUUGAAAACAAUUAUGGCAUUCAGGUGGGUAACUGAGUUUUGCCCCAAUGCCAAGUACAUCAUGAAGACAGACACUGAUGUUUUCAUCAAUACUGGCAACUUAGUGAAGUACCUUUUAAAUGUAAAUCACUCAGAGAAGUUUUUCACAGGUUAUCCUCUAAUCGAUAACUAUUCCUAUAGAGGAUUUUACCAGAAAGCCCAUAUUUCAUACCAGGAGUAUCCCUUCAAGGUGUUUCCUCCCUACUGCAGUGGGUUGGGUUAUAUAAUGUCCAGAGAUUUGGUGCCAAGAAUCUAUGAAAUGAUGAGUCACGUAAAACCCAUCAAGUUUGAAGAUGUUUAUGUUGGGAUCUGUUUGAAUUUAUUAAAAGUGGACAUCCAUAUUCCAGAAGACACAAACCUUUUCUUUUUAUAUAGGAUCCAUUUGGAUGUCUGUCAACUCAGACGUGUGAUUGCAGCUCAUGGCUUUUCUUCCAAGGAAAUUAUCACAUUUUGGCAGGUUAUGCUGAGGAAUACCACAUGCCAUUAUUAAUUUGACAAAAGCCUAGAGAAAGACAGGAUACUCUUUGGAUAAUAUUAAAAUUACUUUAAAAUCUCCAAUGGAAAACUCAUGGGAAGGUCACUGUGUUGACUUACACUGAACUGAGACUCAUGAAGUGCCCAUGGACUAGGGACUGGAGGGGUUACACUUGUGACUUAUUUAGACAAAAAUCAAGUCAGGCCCUCUAAUGGGAGGAAAUGGGAGAUUUUUGUUAAUAAAACUAAUAGGACAAAAUUAUUUGAACAUGCCAUUCUAGAAACUAGAACGUGUUAAAAGGAUUUCAUUGGAUUAUAAUCUCAUCAGUCCAUAAAAACAAAGCAAUGUGGAGUUCUAAUCAUUGAACAGAAUAGUCAGGUAAAGGUUUUGUGUAUAUCUUACAUGGGUUACCAGUUUUUAAAAUACAUAGUUCUGUGUAAAAAAACUGAAGUUAUACUGAGCAAAAUUUCAUCCAUUUUGGUCAUUCAGAAGGUACUUCAAGAUGUUACAGCAUUUCACAGUUACGAAUUACUGUCUAAUAUUACGUAGGACUUUCUGAUGUUUGAAUGUUAUGGUUGUUUCAAUACUUUAUAAAGAGAAUAAUGAAUCACCCUUUACAUUUGAACUUUUCUCCAGUUACUUCACUGAUGAGUUUAUUGUUUGAUAGCUCCAUUAGUGUAAAGUCAUUGGUCAUUAUUGCAUAUCAGUAAUCUCUUGGACUUUGAUAAAUAUUUUACCGUGGUGAUACAGAAAAGAAUUAAAACAAGAAGAUCUGAAUUAUUGUCUUGUUUUUAAAAAUGUAAUUCCCAGUGUUUUUAUGUCACUACAUCUGUCUCAUUUUUCCACUUGAAAAUUGGGAAUAAUAUAUAGAAUGCCAGGCAGCAUGUUUCCUUUUGGAAAGGACUCUGAAGACAAAAAAGAAAAGAGAGAACCCAAUGGCCAGGAUAUUAUGAAUGUUAUUAUGAAUCUGUUCCAUGUGUGUUCUCAUUAACUGUCAAUUUGAGAAUAAAGACGGAAAAAACA